Zychaea mexicana is the source of this 1314-nucleotide messenger RNA. RefSeq lists its product as uncharacterized. The record is from RefSeq and is a predicted model, not a curated record. Bases 308 to 1252 code for a protein of 314 amino acids. The transcript has 8 exons. Lineage: Eukaryota; Fungi; Mucoromycota; Mucoromycetes; Mucorales; Lichtheimiaceae.
AUUCAAUGGUCAUGCAUUCCAACUUUAUCCUUUUAUUGUAGCAUCAAUCGUUGGUUUAGCACAAAGCCAUGCUGUCCGAAUUGUAAUAAAAAGAUGCUACCCACGAGCGUUAUUGGCCCGUUAUACAUCGAAAAUGCUUCUGCCCUCAAAGGCGAUCUACAAACCGAUUCAUCGGACGAUCGGAAUAAAGAAGUUGAUCGACAAGAGUUAUCCGUCUUACACCUCCAACUUUCGCAACUUCAACAAAUCAAUCAAAGCCUUGAACGAAAAGUGAAUUAUUUGAAGUCUCUUCGAAGGUAAAUAUUGAAUGUUUCGUUACCUCAAAAAAGAGGGGGGAGGGGGUAAAAAAUGGAUGGGAAAGAUACGAGGAGAAGAAUCAUGUUCUAUUUGUUACUCAUGCUGUUUGUCCAAUAGUAUCAGUGAACAGGAUGGUCGUCUAGAAUCUCCUACUGCCUUGGGCCGGAUCCGAUUCUGGGAAACGCUAGAGAAAUCCGAUAUCGUGAAGCUUCUGGCAACCGCGACUGGAAUGAAGGAGGACUCAGAGUGUAAGCUUCGUGUAGCAAAUGAGGAGCUGGAAAAGACUAAGGUCAAAUUAUCAAUUACCGAGGAUGAAAAAAGUUUCUUUGAGAAGAAAUUCAAUAAACUCAAGGACAAGCUGUAUGCUGCGCAAAAGUCCAAAUUCCGAGCAAGUCAUAAUAAUACUAGUCGUGUACACAGCGAGGCUGGCCCAUCGAGUGCACGAGGUAGCAGCAGUUCAAGGGCAGCGGAUACAACAGCGAAGAGGAAGGAGGCAGUGCCGCCUACCGUCGACUCGGAUGAAUCUACAGACGAUGAAUUGCCUAUAAACUCACGAACCGUGCCCAAUAAAAGAACACAUUCUGAAUCUAGCCACCGUAACCACAACGAACGCAUACCGCCAUAUGCAAAUCCAGCUUAUCGUCGAUCAGCAGCGCACUUUAAACUACCAACAAAUUCGCAUAAUAAGCAUUCCAAUGAUUUAUUGAUAAGAGACAAAGCAGCAAGAAAAAGGCGUCGAAGCGAGACGGAUGAAUCGGACGUUGAUGACAGCAUCCAGAAUGAUGGUAGCCAUGAUAGUGGCACUGCCAGAAUACUAGAUUUGAACAAUGAUGACGAUGAAUUAAAUGGAAACGACAGUUUCGAUGAUGCAGAAAUUAUUAUGAGUAGUAACCGGGGAAUAAGAAAGCGUAAUGCAACGUGCGCAUUAUCGCUCUCCAUCACCUCCGGUCAUUGAAAUAAGCGACGAAGAGUAACUGGUUUACAUUUCCGAGACGUGAUAUGAUAUACAUAUCUGAC